AUGGUGGCUGAUCAGAAUACAAAAGACUUGGUGGAAGAAGAUGUGGGGCUUGCCUGCCCUCCUUUCGAUGAGGAAGAUUUCAUGGCUGCUGAAGCUUCCUUUUUUGACCUGUCCGAACAAGUGUUUUUCAGUGGAUUUGAGGGUGAUCAUAAAGGUGCGGGAAGAGUUCAAGGAUCAUCCGGAAACCUCAAUGCGGUGCAGAUCAUGCAGAAAAAGCAUGGCAAGGGCAAGGACAUGAAGGUUUUAGAGCAGGUCUAUAAGCACAGGGACAACGCUCCUAAAGAUACAAAUACUGAAACAAGAGCUGAAAAUAUCGAUUCCGAUAAGAAGACAUCAACAAAAGCUGAAACUAUUGAGUCCAAUAAGAAGAUAUCAACAAAAGCUGCAAUUGUUGAUGACAAAGUCUCAUUUGAGCUGAGGAUUAAUUCGGCAAAAAGGAAACUACAAGAAAGUUAUGAGAAUAUUGGAAAAGAGAAAAAGAGGAGACAGAUUCAAGUCCUUAGCCUAUCAGAAGUGCCUAAAUUUCCUCAAGUGAAAUGCAGGCCUGAGAAGCAUCGCAGCGGUUUUGCACGCAAGUUCAGGAGUUUUGCUGCUUGCCACUAGCCUACCACGAGUUGCAAUAUCAAGAGCAUUACGGAGUCCAAUAUCACAGAUGGACAGAGAUUAGAUUCUCGGGUGUCUUGAUGGAUUCAUGAAAGAGGUGGUUUCUAAUUCUUUUUGCUGACAUAAUGGAACUCAGCCCUGACAGCGCCUGCGGAGUAGGCCUAUCUAAAGAUUAAAUUUUGUGUCUAGUUGUUUUCCCUCCUCUCUUCUCCUCCCUGCUCAGCCACAAUAGGGAUAGUUAGCCCUCAAUUUCACUAUAUUGGUAGCAAUUGGCAGCCAGUGACCAGUUGAUGCUGCCGUGGGCUUGCCCUUUCUUGUAAAGUUGUGUAAUGGGAUUUGCCCUUCUUGUAAAGUUAUGACCAAAUUAAUGAAAAUCUUUCAUUCUUGAAAAAAAUAAAA
Messenger RNA from Populus nigra (black poplar), 1002 nucleotides. RefSeq lists its product as uncharacterized. Bases 1 to 603 code for a protein of 200 amino acids. The record is from RefSeq and is a predicted model, not a curated record. The transcript is spliced from 3 exons. NCBI's taxonomy places the organism in Eukaryota, Viridiplantae, Streptophyta, Magnoliopsida, Malpighiales, Salicaceae.